GACUGUGGGGUUGCCUGCCUUCUGCUCCCUGCCACCAUCCUCCUUCCUGGGCCCCAGGAAAGUGCUUCCAGGAGGGCAGGAGGACUGGCAGCUGAACACCCUUGCAGUGUCCGAGGGCCACUGGGCUGGUGUUUUGUGACCCUUCCCUGUUGCUGUCCCUGCGUCUCAUCUGUGUGCCCAGGGUGUCCGGGAACUCUGCCUGGCUGGCUCAAGGGGGCUGGAUCAGGGGCCUGUCAUGAACCCGGCCUCCCGGGGAGCUGAGACUAGGGUCCCAGCACAGCCCAGAAGCCUUUGGCCACAAGAGGUGGGGUCAGUUAGGGCUGGGCAGGGGUCACUGCAGUUUGGUAUGGUUGAAUGCUGUAUUUUCUAAAGAAUAAAAUAUUUUUAAAUCAAGACUUGCUUUUGGCCCUGAAACCGCCUCUGGCCCUGGGAGUUGGGCAGCCCUGUGCAUAUAACUGUCCUCUCCCAACAGGAGAGAGGGGACUGCCGGCCUUCAAGGUGGAGCCCUGGCACUCUGCCUCCAGCUGUAUGGGAGAGGCUGUGUCUGUAGGGGGAGGGGCGCAGCCUUGCUCCAGUCUCCCGGUCAGCAGGAGCCUGCCUGAGAGGCAGGCGCGCCUCCAUCGUGACAUGGGGGACCUGGGUAUGUUCAUUUGCUGUGGCUGCUGUAACAAAUUUCCACCAACUUAGUGGCUUAGAAGAAACCCAAGUGUAUCCUCUUAUAGUUCUGGAAGCUGGAAGACUGAGAUGGGUCUCACUUCCAAAGUGGAGGUGUUGGCAGGGCAGGCUCUGUCUGGGCCCUGUGGGAGAACCUGUCUCCUGGCCUUUUCUGGCUUUCAGAAGCUGUCUGGCUUCCUUGGCUUGGGGCCGCUUCGUCCACCUUCAAAGCCAGAGGUGACAUCUCUGAUUCUGCUUCCCUCGGCCUCCAGGCUCCCAUGGCCUUUUGGAGUUGAAUCUCCCUCCAUCUCCAUUUCAUGAGGGACUUUGUGAUUGCAUUCACCCUCCCUACCGCCACUACCUUCCCACCUCAAGGUGGGUAACUUAAUCACAUCUUUGAGGUCCUUUUGGCCACACUCCAUGUGGGGUGUUAGGGUCAUGUGUUGGCAGGUUUGGGGAAUUAGGGCAAGGAUCUCUGAGAGGGGCUUUAUGCAGCCUCCUGCAUGGGAUAAGGGCCCCUCCCUGAAGGUCCCAGCCUCCCUGGGCUGAGGCCAGGACAGCUGUUUCUGUGGACAUUGGUAUCGGUGUCUCCAGGCUGAGUGUGUCCAUGUGCAUGGGUCUGUACAUGUGUGUGCAGACCCCGCUGUCAGCCUACUGGCCUCUCUGGUUUUCUGCCUCCAAGGGAGGCAGGACCACUGCUGGGUAUGGGAAUCUGGAUCCCUGGUCCGAGGGACUCUGGGAGAGUCUUGGGCUUGGGGUUCCACAGGAGCCAAAACUUUGGUGUGUGCCUGCAGGGCAGGACAGUCAGAAAGGUGGAUGGAUGGAAUGAAUGCAGGCGCCUCCCACCCCAGGCAGGCAGGGGCGGACACGUGGGGUGAUGCCUGCAGCCCAGCUGCUGAGUGGGCACUGCCCUCCCUCCUGGCUCAGGGCAGCGUUCUAUCCCUGGCACCUUUCUGAGCCCUUGCUCAAGCCCCUAGAAUUGUAGAGAGGAUAGCCCAAACCCUAGCUAGGACCCAGAAGAGGGCUGUCCUUGCCCAGCCUAAACACUGGCUCCCAGGUGGGCAGGAAGACGAUGCCAUCACCCCUGCCUUGGAGACUGCCUGUCAUGACACCCAGCCAGAGUGGGCCUGGGGGGAGCGGGCUGGCAGGUGUACAGCCUGCCUCCUCCCAGCAGCAACCCCAUUUGUUCAUUCAUUCAGCCUUCACUCAGAAACACCCUCUCUGCCUGCCCAGAGCUGAUUGCUGGGUACUCAUAAUUCAGCAGAUAUCAAGCACCUACUAUGUGUUGGGCACUAUACUGGGUCCUGGGGAUGCAGACAAAAGAUCACUUCCCUCAAGAGGCUGACAUUCCAGCAGGGGAAUAAGGCAAUAUACAAUGAACUAUGAAAGAUCAAUGAUCCGGUGUGCUAACAGAAAAUGUUAGGUCAAGAGAAACACAGCGGGCAAAAGAGCUCAGGCUGCUAGACCUGGAGUGGGAGGUUUGUAAGAAGACUGCGUGGUCCUGUUGAGAGGGUGACAUGGAAGCAGAGACACAGUGGAGGUGAAGGAGGGGCCGUGUGAGCCUCGGGAGAGCUUCCAGGCAGAGGGAGCAGCACAUCCCAAGGCCCCCAGGCAGGAGAGUGCCGGGGGCUACUCAGUGAACUGCAAGCAGGCUAGUGUGCCUAAGAGGCAGGUGUGCCAGCAGAGGCAGGUCCCACAGGGCCUUGUUGGCCAUCCGUGGACUGUGGCCUUGACUCCUGAGGCAGCCAGGGAGGGGUCUGAGCAGAGGAGGGACCCAGUGUGACUUAUGUUUGAACAGGUCCCUCCAGGGGUUGAAUAUGACCAGCUGUGGGUGGAGAGUAGGGCAGGACAGCCAGAAAGGCAGUGGCACCCGCGUGGUCUGGGAGAGAGGAUGGGGUCUGGUCGACAUGGGGGGUGGCGGGCUGUGGGCACAUCCUUCAGCAUGGUGGAGCCAGCAGGACUUGCUGAGGGGCCUGGGGUCACCCAAGGCUUUGGGUCCAAGGAAUCUGAGUUCUGUCACCUAGGUCAGAAGGACUGUGAGAAGCACUGCUGGGGAGGACCAGCUGGGAGCCCCGCUGGGCCAGUGCACACCUGGCCUCUAGGAGCCCCGUCUGGAGUGACGUGGUGUGUGCUCUGAUGGGACCGCAGGGGCUCUGGGAAUGCAGAGGAGGAGGUCUUGUUUCCGGAAGAGGUUGCAAGGCUGUGGUGAAGGCAGGUGCACCCCAGCCUCCUGCUUAAGCUACACCCCAGCCCUCUGAGCACGAGGCUCUGCAGAACUCAAAAUGGUGCCCACGAGGGCAGGAAAGGACAAGUCGGGAGCCACUGUCCUGAGGGCACCAGCUGUGGUGCAGGAGCCAAGGCCUGAGGGUGAAAGAGUCCUCUGAGAAUGGGGAGGGCCCAGCACAGGUGUACCCGCUACUGCUGCUACCCGAACUCCCAUCUCUCCUUGCUUUCUGCCUGGGCUCGGGCCUUAGCUUCACCCUGGGCUUGGUGGAAGACAGGUGUGCAGCCCUCAUGGGAUGUAGGCUGUCUGAGGGGGGAGUGGAAAGAGGAAGGGGUGAAGGGGCUGUCUGCCAUUUGACUAUGCAAAUGGCCUUUGACUCAUGGGACACUGUCCUCACUGUGGGGAGGGUGGAGUGGAGGGGGAGCUACUUGGCUGGGGUAAAAGUCUCACUUCCUCUAUUCUCUGAGCCACUGCUGCCCCUGUGGGAAGGGACCUUGAACGUGAAGCAUCCUUCCCUGCAGCUGCUGUCCAGUCUGCCCGCCACCCUCUGGAGAAGACCCUGCUCCCCAGCAUGGGAUUCUGCCGCAGCGCCGUGCACCCGCUGUCUCUCCUGGUGCAGGCCAUGGUGCUGGUCAUGACCCUGGCCCUGGGUACCUUGCCUGCCUUCCUACCCUGUGAGCUCCAGCCCCAUGGCCUGGUGAACUGCAACUGGCUGUUCCUGAAGUCGGUGCCCCACUUCUCCGUGGCAGCACCCCGGGGCAAUGUCACCAGCCUUUCCUUGUCCUCCAACCGCAUCCACCACCUCCAUGAUUCUGACUUUGCCCAUCUGCCCAGCCUGCGGCGUCUUGACCUCAAGUGGAACUGCCCGCCGGUCGGCCUCAGCCCCAUGCACUUCCCCUGCCACAUGACCAUUGAGCCCAACACCUUCUUGGCUGUGCCCACCCUAGAGGAGCUAAACCUGAGCUACAAUAGCAUCACGGCUGUGCCUGCACUGCCCAAAUCCCUCGUGUCCCUGACCCUCAGCCACACCAACAUCCUGGUGCUAGACUCUGCCAGCCUGGCUGGCCUUCAUGCCCUGCACUUCCUAUUCAUGGAUGGCAAUUGUUACUACAAGAACCCCUGCAGGCGGGCACUGGAAGUGGCCCCGGAUGCUCUCCUUGGCCUGGGCAACCUCACCCACCUGUCGCUCAAGUACAACAACCUCACCAUGGUGCCCCGCAACCUGCCUUCCAGCCUGGAGUAUCUGCUGCUGUCCUACAACCACAUUAUUAAACUGGCGCCUGGGGACCUGGCCAAUCUGACCGCCCUGCGUGUGCUCGAUGUGGGCGGAAAUUGCCGGCGCUGCGACCACGCUCCCAACCCCUGCAUGGAGUGCCCUCGUCACUUCCCCCAGCUACACCCCGAUACCUUCAGCCACCUGAGCCGUCUUGAAGGCCUGGUGUUGAAGGACAGUUCUCUCUCCUGGCUGAAUGCCAGUUGGUUCCAUGGGCUGGGAAACCUCCGAGUGCUGGACCUGAGUGAGAACUUCCUCUACGAAUGCAUCACCAAAACCAAGGCCUUCCAGGGCCUGACACAGCUGCGCAAGCUCAACCUGUCCUUCAAUUAUCAAAAGAGGGUGUCCUUUGCCCACCUGUCUCUGGCCCCAUCCUUCGGGAGCCUGUUCUCACUGGAGGAGCUGGACAUGCACGGCAUCUUCUUCCGCUCGCUCGAUGAGACCACGCUCCGGCCGCUGGCCCGCCUGUCCAGGCUCCAGACUCUGCAUCUGCAGAUGAACUUCAUCAACCAAGCCGAGCUCGGUAUCUUCGGGGCCUUCCCCGGCCUGCGCCAUGUGGACCUGUCGGACAACCGCAUCGGUGGAGCUUCAGAGCUGGUGGCCACCACAGGGGAGGCGGACGGUGGGGAGAAGGUCUGGUUGCAGCCCGGGGACCUUGCUUUAGCCCCAGUGGACACUCCCAGCUCUGAAGACUUCAUGGCCAACUGCAACACCCUCAACUUCACCUUGGACCUGUCGCGGAACAACCUGGCGACCGUGCGACCGGAGAUGUUUGCCCGGCUCUCGCACCUGCAGUGCCUGCGCCUGAGCCACAACUGCAUCACGCAGGCGGUCAAUGGCUCGCAGUUCCUGCCACUGACUGAUCUGCGCGUGCUGGACUUGUCGCACAAUAAGCUGGACCUGUACCACGAGCACUCAUUCACGGAGCUACCGCGACUGGAGGCCCUGGACCUCAGCUACAACAGCCAGCCCUUUGGCAUGCAGGGUGUGGGUCACAACUUCAGCUUCGUGGCCCACCUGCGCACUCUGCGGUACCUCAGCCUGGCCCACAACAACAUCCACAGCCGAGUGUCCCCGCAGCUCUGCAGCACCUCGCUGCGGGCCCUGGACUUCAGCGGCAAUGCGCUGGGCCGGAUGUGGGCCGAGGGAGACCUCUAUCUGCACUUCUUCCAAGGCCUGAGCGGCUUGAUCUGGCUGGACUUGUCCCAGAAUAGCCUGCACACCCUCCUGCCCCGUACCCUGGGCAACCUCCCCAAGACCCUGCAGGUGCUGCGUCUCCGUGACAAUAAGCUGGCCUUCUUUAAGUGGAGGAGCCUCGCCCUCCUGCGCAAAUUGGAAGCCCUCGACCUGGCAGGAAACCAGCUGAAGGCCCUGACCAACGGCAGCCUGCCUGCCGUGACCCAGCUCCGGAAGCUGGACGUCAGCGGCAACAGCAUCAGUUUCGUGGCCCCGGGCUUCUUUUCCAAGGCCAAGAAGCUUCGAGAGCUCAACCUCAGUGCCAACGCCCUCAAGACAGUGGACCCCUCCUGGUUUGGGCCCCUGGUGGGUGCCCUGAAAAUACUAGAUGUGAGCACCAACCCUCUGCACUGCGCCUGUGGGGCGGCCUUUGUGGACUUCUUGCUGGAGGUGCAGGCUGCGGUGCCUGGCCUGCCCAGCCGGGUGAGGUGUGGCAGUCCCACCCAGCUCCAGGGCCAAAGCAUCUUCGCACAGGACCUGCGCCUCUGCCUGGAUGAGGCCCUCUCCCGGGACUGCUUCAGCUUCUCGCUGCUGGCUGUGGCUCUGGGCCUGGGGGUGCCCCUGCUGCAUCAACUCUGUGGCUGGGACCUCUGGUACUGCUUCUACCUGGGCCUGGCCUGGCUUCCCCGGUGGGGGCGGCGAGGUGGACGAGGUGAGGAUGCCCUGCCCUAUGAUGCCUUCGUGGUCUUCGACAAGGCGCAGAGCGCCGUGGCAGACUGGGUGUACAAUGAGCUUCGGAGGCAGCUGGAGGAGCGCCGUGGGCGCUGGGCACUCCGCCUGUGCCUGGAGGAGCGUGACUGGCUACCUGGCAAGACCCUCUUUGAGAACCUGUGGGCCUCGGUCUAUGGCAGCCGAAAGAUGCUAUUUGUGCUGGCCCACACGGACCGGGUCAGUGGCCUCUUGCGCGCCAGCUUCUUGUUGGCCCAGCAGCGCCUGCUGGAGGACCGCAAGGACGUCGUGGUACUGGUGAUCCUGAGCCCCGAAGGCCGCCGCUCCCGCUACGUGCGGCUGCGCCAGCGCCUCUGCCGCCAGAGUGUCCUCCUGUGGCCCCACCAGCCCAGCGGUCAGCGCAGCUUUUGGGCUCAGCUAGGCAUAGCCCUGACCAGGGACAACCACCACUUCUAUAACCGGAACUUCUGCCAGGGACCCACGACCGAAUAACCCUGAGCCAGAGUCCCUCACGGCACCGUCUCCGUGCUCACCGCACCUCGGUCUGCCUCACUUCUCCUCUGCUUGCCUCCCUCACCCACACCUGGCACAGAGCAGGCACUCAAUAAAUGCUGCUGAAGGCCA
Messenger RNA from Sapajus apella (tufted capuchin), 6680 nucleotides. Its product is annotated as twinfilin-2. Lineage: Eukaryota; Metazoa; Chordata; Mammalia; Primates; Cebidae. Gene Ontology annotation, cellular component: plasma membrane; cytoplasm; myofibril. The record is from RefSeq and is a predicted model, not a curated record. Gene Ontology annotation, biological process: defense response to virus; actin filament depolymerization; canonical NF-kappaB signal transduction. Bases 3450 to 6548 code for a protein of 1032 amino acids. Gene Ontology annotation, molecular function: pattern recognition receptor activity; actin filament binding; actin monomer binding. The transcript is spliced from 2 exons.